This is a messenger RNA of Aspergillus udagawae, 231 nucleotides long. RefSeq lists its product as uncharacterized. The transcript has 2 exons. The coding region runs from base 1 to 231 and encodes 76 amino acids. Lineage: Eukaryota; Fungi; Ascomycota; Eurotiomycetes; Eurotiales; Aspergillaceae. The record is from RefSeq and is a predicted model, not a curated record.
AUGCCUCAGGACACCCAGAAAUCAGAGCACCAGGAGCCCUUUUUGGAACGGAUCCUCGACCGCCACCACCACAAACAUGCAAACGAAUCCAAGGAUGACAACAAGGACCAAGGCAGCCAUGAAAACAGGCUGCACGAUGUUCUAAAGAAGGACGAGGGGGGCUUCAAAGAAUACCUCAAAGAGGAUGAGCAGCUUGAACAGGAGGGACAGACCUACGGGGGUUUGAUGUAA